GCGCCGUCCUCCAUAGCAGCACAGCACAGCACACCCACCCUCAUCUUUAGCUCUGCCGAAGCACAAGCACCCACCCUCAUCUUGGUCUCUCUAUCCGUACGCCUCCCUCAUCCCUCCCUUCACCUCCGAUACAUGGAGGCGAACCAGGAGAAGGCUCCGGAGACUGCCAGCGGCGGCGACGCCCCGAGGCCUGUGCGAGCGGUGUGCGUCUUCUGCGGCAGCCGGCCUGGCAACCAGCCGUCCUUCAGCGCCGCCGCCCUCGACCUCGGGAAGCAACUGGUGGAGAGGCAGCUCGAUCUCGUCUACGGCGGCGGCAGCGGCGGCCUGAUGGGACUCGUGUCCAAGGCCGUCCACGACGGCGGCCGCCACGUCCUCGGGGUCAUCCCUAGUGCUCUCCUGCCGGAAGAGGUGUCAGGGGAGACGUUGGGAGAGGUGAAAGUGGUGAGGGACAUGCAUGAGCGCAAGUCAGAAAUGGCAAAACACUCGGACGCCUUCAUCGCCCUGCCAGGCGGAUAUGGGACGAUCGAAGAGCUGCUGGAGAUCAUAACGUGGGCGCAGCUGGGGAUCCAUAACAAACCUGUGGGCCUGCUCAACGUGGACGGCUACUACAACAGCCUGCUUUCGCUGUUCGACAAGGGCGUCGAGGAGGGCUUCAUCGACGACGCCGCGCGCAACAUCUUCGUCCUCGCCGACAACGCCGCCGACCUGCUCACCAAGCUUACGGCCGCGGCGGUGGCGGCCCACGCUGACGACGGCGGCGGCGAGGACCGCAACGGCACGGCGGCCGCCGGCGCCAAGAGGAAAAGAGGCUAGCUGACUAGCGAGCACCGAGCAGCAGGUCCCUGCCCGUCGUCGUGUAGCUUCGUCUUCGUCAAGAUCUAUUAGCUCUCAAAUAAUCUGCUUCUUCAUGCAUGUAAUAUCGAGCGUGCCCUAACCCUAAUAAUAUUCCGUGGCUAGCACAAAGUAUGCAUGCUUCAAUGCUCCGUAAUUAAGCACAAGUGUACAAGUGUACGGGUGUUGGAGUUGUACCUUACAGCGCAGCGGGUCGUACCAUCGCGUUGUACUCUUCCCACCCACUAUUUUAUGUUUUCUGACUACGA
Triticum aestivum (bread wheat) is the source of this 1100-nucleotide messenger RNA. RefSeq names its product probable cytokinin riboside 5'-monophosphate phosphoribohydrolase LOG4. The transcript is spliced from 6 exons. Gene Ontology annotation, cellular component: cytosol; nucleus. Gene Ontology annotation, biological process: cytokinin biosynthetic process. The record is from RefSeq and is a predicted model, not a curated record. Lineage: Eukaryota; Viridiplantae; Streptophyta; Magnoliopsida; Poales; Poaceae. The coding region runs from base 133 to 813 and encodes 226 amino acids. Gene Ontology annotation, molecular function: hydrolase activity, hydrolyzing N-glycosyl compounds.